Oldenlandia corymbosa var. corymbosa is the source of this 1143-nucleotide messenger RNA. The record is from the annotation of a GenBank genome assembly. NCBI's taxonomy places the organism in Eukaryota, Viridiplantae, Streptophyta, Magnoliopsida, Gentianales, Rubiaceae.
GGGGGUGGUGUUUACUGUAUAGGAAGCCAAAACUCAAGGGAAAUAGGGGGUACGUAGGACCAGCUUCGUUGGCAUUGACAUUUCCACAACUCAAAAUCUCCCAACAACAAUAAUUUAACUUCAGCCCCCCUUGAGUUCACCACCUUCCCUUCCCUCUCUCUUCAUGACUUCAUCCACCACCACCUUUCCUCCUCAAUCCCUUAUGAAUCUUCUUUAGCCUCUUUUUUUGCAUUCUGCACAAAAAUCCCAUCUAAUUCGCCUUCAUGGAGGAAAUCCCAUCCACAUUGCCCAGAAAAUUAGUGGGAAAAAUAUCGCACCAGAAUAUUAAUCCCGAUCAUAUGGCCAGUACUCAUUCUUCCGGUCAACAACCUUUGGCCGUCAUCCGCCGCACACGGCGGCAAGAGAGGCGCGGAAGAAGCAGAAGAUCAAAGAAAAGCAAUGCCAAGAACAUUGCAACCCAGAUGACGGACACCACAGAUCAUAGCUGCUGUAAUAGUAAUAAUAAUAAUAAUACUUCAACAAAUUGUAGUAGCAUCAACGAAGAAGAAGAAGAUGAAGAAAAUGGCGGCGAAGAGGUUGAGGAUAAGAUUAUGGCAUUGCAGAAAAUUGUGCCCGGAGGGGAAUCUCUUGGCGUUGACAAACUGUUUGAAGAAACGGCUGGCUACAUUCUGGAGUUGCAGUAUCAAGUCAAAGCCUUGAAAUUUCUCGCUACCUUUGUUCAAGGUUCAGAAAAGGAAAAGAGAAAACUCGGAGGUUGAUUAAAAUUAAAAUUAAUUUGUUUCCUGUCCUUUUUCUUCGUUUUGUUGUUUUUGUUUCUUUUUGAUGUUUUGGGAGGGGAUUAGAACAUAGAAGGGCAUUUUUUUUUUUCAUUUGUUCUUUUAAUUUCUUUGCUAAUUAUGUGUUCAUCUUGAACAUAAGGAUUAGUGAUUUAGAUUUUAGAGGGUAGGUAGCUAGAGGAUUAGUAUGAUCAAUGUAAGAAAUAUAUAGGAUUCUCUUGGAUCUCCAACUUUUUGUAUGUUUCAGUAAGUAGGAUUUGGUCAUUUUUGUUACCUUGUUGGAGACAAUUUUUUUCACCCAUGUUCUCCAAUCUUAGCUCUUGUGAUUGUUGUGUCUUUGAAUAAAUUCCAAGAUCUUGGUAUAGUC